CUCGGACAGGGUGAGCAGAGGCGGGAAAUGGCGCCUGGUAACACAACGGAGUGUCAUUCUGGAGACGGCCCUUGAGCAGCUACACAGCACAAGUCGAAUCGGAUCACGAAAACAGCCGCCGCUUAUGUUGUGGUGGUCAGUCGCUCUUGAAUCGUUACCUUCAGACAUCGCGGAUCACUGUAAACCUUACAUGUGACUGCUAAAAACAAUGAGGCUGAGAAUGCGUAAGGCGUCUCAGCAGCCAAACCCCAGUCUGGCAACCCGCCCAUCCCGGACCAAGCGGAGGCAUUCAGAGGUAGAAGAGGACACUCCUACUAGUGGUGGGAGGGGCUUGCUUUCCACCAUCAAGAAGUUCAUCAGAGGAAAUGCUGUUAAGGUGCAACCGGAGAACCCAGCCAAGAAGACACGCCUCCACUGUGAUGUGGACAACAACCUGAUCACCUCCACACCCCCAAGCACCAACACCCCCCGCAGGACGAUCACCAGGGUCAGCAGAAGAGGCUCUGUCAAUGGAGAGGCAACCAAUCAUGACAGGAGUAAGGAGAAGCCCAAUGGGAGCCUGGAGGAGACGACAGCUGUUGAGGUGCCCAGCAGCCCUCCUAGGACCACCCUUCUUGGGACCAUCUUCUCCCCUGUCUUCAACUUCUUCUCACCAGCUAAAAAUGUCUCCUCUGGCUCAGACUCUCCAGACCAGGCAUUGGAGGCAGAGGAGAUAGUCAAGCAGCUGGACAUGGAGCAGGUCGAGGAGAUGCCCACCAGCACAGCCACAUCCACACAGGAAUUGUGUACUACCACUAGCCUCUACUCCAGUGCAUCCCAGCUUCCACCUCUGCGACCUGCCCACAUGCCCGAGGUGCCCCCCACAGCAGAGGAGGGGGAGAUAGAUGCUGAUGCUGACCUUCCACCCCUCACAGCUCCAGGCUCCAGUCCAGAUAUGGCAUAUGUGGACGCCCCUCCCCCCACAGGACCAGCAGAGGCAACCUAUGAAGAAGACUGGGAAGUUUUUGACCCGUACUUCUUCAUCAAGCAUGUACCUCCACUGACAGAAGAGCAGCUCACUCGUAAGCCAGCUUUGCCUCUGAAGACACGCAGCACGCCGGAGUUCUCUCUGGUCCUGGACCUGGAUGAGACGCUGGUUCACUGCAGUUUAAAUGAGCUGGAUGAUGCAGCACUUACCUUCCCUGUCCUCUUUCAGGAUGUCAUUUACCAGGUCUAUGUCCGCCUGAGGCCAUUUUUCAGAGAGUUCCUGGAACGCAUGUCUCAGAUCUAUGAGAUCAUCCUCUUCACAGCUUCUAAAAAGGUGUAUGCAGACAAACUGCUGAACAUCUUGGAUCCUAAGAAACAGCUAGUGAGACACAGGUUGUUCCGUGAGCAUUGUGUCUGCGUCCAGGGAAAUUACAUCAAGGACCUCAACAUCUUAGGCAGAGACCUGUCAAAGACCAUCAUCAUUGACAAUUCACCACAAGCCUUUGCAUAUCAGCUUUCAAAUGGGAUUCCUAUAGAGAGUUGGUUCAUGGACAAGAAUGACAAUGAGUUGCUGAAGCUGGUCCCUUUCCUGGAGAAGUUGGUUGAGAUGAACGAGGAUGUACGUCCGCAUGUUCGAGAGCGGUUCCGCCUGCACGACCUGUUGCCCCCUGAUUGAACUUGAGUACAGACUCUUAACAGGACAACAGGAAAAAAAAAGACUGAGAACAAUGAACGUGUAUAAAGCCCCUCUUCGGAACUACAACAUUGCCAUUACUGUUAAAAUUUUAGCCUUUUUUCCCCUCUUUUUUUUUUUUUUUUUUUUAAACCCACAUUGCUUUUAAAACAACUUCAAAAGAGGAAAAAAAAGUUUUUGAAGCAAGAUCUGGGGAAAUUUUCUAAAUAUCCACAUGUAUAGAUGAAAUUGCAUUUACUAAGGACAAGCCCAGGUAGACUUCUCUUUUUGACUGACUCUCCAGUCGUGGAGCUGGAUUUUGUCUCCAUGCUAACAUGAAGAGGUCUUGGUGCUGGCUGAGUGGAUAUGAACAUACCACCUGGUAAAGAGGAUCUCCAACCAAGUUCCCAAACCCAAACCAACCCCUGGUGCUCACGCUGUUGAGACUGACUGAUAAUGACACUCGGUGGCUACAGACCAAUUUCAGCAGGAAUGACUGGCCUGUAAAAUCCGUAUGUGUGUGUAUGUGUGUGUGUGUGUUUACCCCACCCAUCCGAAUUUUCCACACACAAACACGCACACACCGAUUUUGUUAUUGUCAAACUUAUAAUCUGUAGCCUUUAAAAUCAUUAUGCAUUCCUCUGUAGCUGAGUCAAGUUUCUAUUGUUGGGCUGUUUUUUUUUUGUUUUGUUUUUUUUUUCUGGUAAAAACUGGUGUUUCAUUAUUUUUAAACCCACAGUGUUUCAAAAUUGUUUCUCCCUCUGUUUGUAAGAUGUGACUUUUAAAAAGCGGUCAUCUAAGUUUUACUCUAAGCCUUUUUCUCAGUAGGAGAACAUGGGGGGAUGCAACAGUCCAUCACAUAAUCAAAACCAAUGGAAUUUAUUCCAGAUUUAAAAUUGUUUAAAAAUUUUUAUUUUUUUCUUUAAUAUAUCAUGGACUUAAAAAAAAAAACAUGGUGGCUUCACUGUGGACAGAAUAUGGCUUCUUAAUUAAGAAUUGUAGGAAUGAAAAUCUGCGUAACUGUAAUUUGACAAUUUAAAGGUUUGGGGGCAUUCAUUUUCAAAGUUGUAUGUGUCAGAGUUAACCUUUUUUAAUAGUAGUAUUUGUCUUUUUUGUAAUCAGAUUUGUCUUUACUCCUAAUCAAGUGUUCUGGCUAAAUCAGAGCUCUGUUUCUUUUAGAUGUAAUGUGUAAUUUGAUGGCUAUGUCAGUAGCAAUGGAGUAUGAGUAAUGUAGCACAUCUCUGCCAGUGUGUUGUGAAGUCUGCCCGGGGUAGAAAUCUAAGGCCAGACCCUGUACCAGCCACAUCUGGCACCAGCAACAUAGUGUUUGAACAGUCAGCCACACUACGGUGGUGUACAUCCUGACUGCCCCUCUACCUGUCUGUUUUUGUUUUAUAUUUUUACUCUUCUUUUUAAGCCUUGUUUCUUUAUAAUGCAGUUUAAAGCGGUGCAUUUACGAAUGGUAACUAUAUGAAUGUGUUUCUGCCCUGCUUCAGCCUGAAGGCCCAUGCCAAACUGACAUUUUACUCCUCUGCUGGUGCAACCUAAUUUAUUCAAUAGUGAAAAGAAUAGGCAACCAUGUGUAUUUAGUGUUAGUAUCCCUACAAGCCUCUGAGGCAUAGACUGGAAUUCUACCAUGUCAUUUAUACUGUUCUGUUUUCUGUCAUGGGCCUAAACCUACUCAAACAAUUGUUUUAAAGAAAUGGAUUCUUAAAAAAAAAAAAAAAAGUUGAAGAGAAGCAGAAGAGUUCCUGUAUUCUCUUUUUAACCAUUUUGCCUUUUGGCACUGUGUUCAUUGUUGAACUUUAUUUCAGGUCUCGUUCAGUUAGGAUCCAGUUGCAUCUGAACUUUUAGCAAAUGUGAGUGUUUGGGUCUGUCUGGGUUACCUGCACGGUGCCAUAUGAUUCCUCUCCUGUAGACUUUUAGCUGUGUCGUUUCUUCCACUCUCACACCCCGCCCAGUGUUUAGAUAGAAAGAGACAAUCAGGCCUCAAAACUCAGCAGAUACUGAAAUGUGGGGAUUACCCAGGUUAUUUUGGUCUGUGUGCAGUAUAUAUUGCAGUUGUACUGUGAUUCCAUUUAGGUUGUGCCCCAUGAAUGAAUUUGUCAGGUGAAUCCUGCUGUGCCCUGCCCAAAUUUCUUGCUAGUCUGCCGGAUAUAAACAGAUGUUUUGCAGCUGUUCAGCGCCCUCGUCUUGCCUUUUUACACCAGAAAGCAGUAGCUCUCCAGAAGCUGUAAUUAGUUUGUAUUCAAGUUGAAUUGUUACAGGGCACAAUGAUGUUUAUUCAGACAUAAUGUUUUGAGUAGACAUGUCCAGACUAUGAAUGUAAAUUAUACAUGGGGUUGGGUCUUAUGUGUCUUUCCUGAAUUCCUUGUAUUGUUCUCUCCUCGCCACCUAAAACAAAUUGAAGAGGAGAAUCGGAGCUUCCUUUGGUUAAAAAUCUCUGUUUUUCAAGAGGAGGCCAGAAGAAUGUGCAUGGAAGAGGAAAAAUGUCUAGAGGUCCCACCAUGGUAGCCCCCCUCCCCCCCCCCACAUCCUCUCACCAUCCUAACUGCCAUACCAUCUCAAAGUAUGCAAGCCUCACCUACACAGACUGACGUGUGUGUGAGAGUUGGCCUAUGCAGCCCAUGUGUGGUCAUGUCCUCUGUUGGCUUACUACUCGAUGUGAUUGUGAAAUAUCAGUCAGGGCUUGUUUUUGCAAGGAUUGGUGGGAGGUAUUUGAUAUUUUUGAUCCAGCUCAUUUUUAUGUGCAUUACCAGUUUAUUGUACAAUGUGUUGUACAAUACAUGCAGCUUCAUGUUAAAAAAAAAUCCUUAAAGUAAGGAAAAUCUUUUGUAUUUUUGAUUUCAAAAGGCAUGUCAUAUCUACUUUUUAAAUGUAUUAAUGAAGAUUUAACUUUACAUCAGAUGGAGUGUUUUUUUUUUUCCUUUUUUUUUCUUACAAGUAUGUGUGUAUGUUUAGUUUAGCGCAAUGUCACUGAACUGUUAAACUUAGCAUGUAGAGAAUACAGCUUGCUUUGUGGGAAAGUCCUGAAUUAAAUUUUAAUUAUGGCACUUUUUCUGCAGAAAAGAGCAAUUGUGUUAAUGAUUUUCUUUUUUCUUUUUUUCCCCUCCAAUAUCCGGUAAGCCAUUUUACUUGCAGGAAUUACUAUUUGUGCUGAAGAUGUAUUUAAAAAAAUGCUUUAAGACAUCUUUGUUAGCCAACAGGCUAUGCUAUUGUAAAGUGUACAUACAGUUACAAUGAAUUUCUGAAACAAAGUUUUAAAGUUACAACUCUC
Myripristis murdjan (pinecone soldierfish) is the source of this 4916-nucleotide messenger RNA. RefSeq names its product CTD (carboxy-terminal domain, RNA polymerase II, polypeptide A) small phosphatase like 2b (gene ctdspl2b). Lineage: Eukaryota; Metazoa; Chordata; Actinopteri; Holocentriformes; Holocentridae. Gene Ontology annotation, molecular function: phosphatase activity. The record is from RefSeq and is a predicted model, not a curated record. The transcript has 13 exons. Bases 209 to 1642 code for a protein of 477 amino acids.